Messenger RNA from Schizophyllum commune H4-8, 1059 nucleotides. RefSeq lists its product as uncharacterized. Bases 1 to 1059 code for a protein of 352 amino acids. NCBI's taxonomy places the organism in Eukaryota, Fungi, Basidiomycota, Agaricomycetes, Agaricales, Schizophyllaceae. Gene Ontology annotation, biological process: glycine biosynthetic process; L-threonine catabolic process. The record is from RefSeq and is a predicted model, not a curated record. Gene Ontology annotation, cellular component: cytosol. Gene Ontology annotation, molecular function: L-allo-threonine aldolase activity. The transcript has 6 exons.
AUGUACACCUACGCGGUGAACGCGACGCUUGGGGACGACGUCUACAGCGAGCCUACCAUGUUAGCAUUAGAGGCGCAUAUGGCGAAGGUCACCGGGAAGGAGGCCGCGCUCUUCAUGCCCUCCGGGACCAUGUCCAACCAGAUUGCGCUCCGCACGCACCUGCACCAGCCCCCGUACACGAUCCUCUGUGACCACCGCGCGCAUAUCUACAAGCACGAGGCCGGUGGUGCUGGCUUCCACUCUGGCGCUGCAGUUACGCCUGUUAUUCCCGCGAACGGCCACCACCUUACGCUACCCGACGUUCAGGCGCAUUCUAUUCUGUCAGACGACAUACACAUUGCCCCGACGAAAGUCAUCUCGCUCGAGAACACGCUCAAUGGCACCAUUUUUCCGCAGGAAGACAUCAUCGCCAUCUCCGAGUGGGCACGCGCGAACGACCUGAAGAUGCAUCUCGACGGCGCGCGCAUAUGGCACGUCGCCGCCGAGACGGGGUCCACGGUCUCCGAGCUCUGCGCGCCGUUUGACACCGUAAGCUUGUGCUUUAGCAAGGGUCUCGGCGCUCCCAUUGGCUCCUGUCUCGUCGGCCCCGCGCCCUUCAUCCGCAAGGCGCGCUGGUUCCGCAAGCUAUUCGGGGGCGGCAUGCGCCAGACGGGAAUCCUCGCCGGCGCCGCCGCCUACGCCCUCACGCACAACUUCCCCAAGCUCGCGCAGGUGCACGCCCUGGCACGCACGCUCGAGGAGGGGCUGCGGGAGAUCGGCGUGAGGAUUAUGAGCGGCGCGGAGACGUGCAUGGUGUUCUACGACCCGGCGCCCAUUGGUACGACGUACGACGAGAUUGCGGACCGCGCGAGCGAGCUUGAGGAGCCCUUGGUCCUGGGCGGCUCCCGUUUGGUCGUGCACAUCCAGACUACGCCGGAGGCCGUGCAGGACUUCCUGUCGAUCGUGCGCUCGCUAAAGGAGGAAAAGGCGCAGGCCGGCUUCGUCCCCUCGGCGGAUAUCCUGGCGUCGGCGCCAACGGAUGUGUAUGUGAGGAGACUGCCGAAGGUGAGUUGGUUGUGA